CGUAAACCUUUUUGGUAUUUUUUUUACCAAAAAGGUUUUAAUAAAUUCUAAGAAACGUUAGAAAGGAUAUUCUGAGUUUUCGACGAUCAGAAAUCACCCAGAAAAUAAAUUCACUGAAUACCACCUUUGUUCUGUUAAUUCCACUAUUUAUCCUUGUCAAAAUCAAUUUUAAUCGUUGAUUAGGCAACUGUUUACCGUAACUUUACUUUACUUUGCAAGGAAGAAAGAAAGAGAGAAACGGCAACAGGCUCCUGGGGCCAGAGUAUGAGAUAUUCAUGUUGAAAAAAGAAGGAAUCUUUCGAUCAAGGGCGUGCUUUUUUGAGGGAUUUUUGUGAUCAUUUUGUCUGCGGUUCUUCUGGGUUUGUGUUUUGAGCUUCUCUCUUGCAGAAAGCUGGAGUCUUUUUAGAUAUUUCAAUACUGCAAAUUCAUAGAGUGAAAACUGUUUGUUUGGUGUCGUUUUGAGGAUCAAAACUGUGGUUUUUCUUGGCAUUUUUUGAGUAUAUUGAACUGUUAUUGUAAUGGAUGGAAGAGGGUGAUGGGAUUUUGUUUUUGAUGGGUUAUUGGUAUUGAUGGAGAAUUAUAUUGAAUUUUGUGGUUAGAGGAGUGUAGUUGGUGUCGGCGUUUGAUUUUAAUGAGAUAUGGAUGAAGGUAAUACGAAUUCGGGGAUGGCAGAGACUGAUGUUAAAGCUAUGAGAGAGACACUGCGUGCUCAGCAACAGCUUCUGCAGAAUCUUUAUGCUGAGUUGGAUGUGGAAAGAGAGGCUUCGGGUACUGCAGUGAGUGAAGCUUUGUCGAUGAUAUUGCGUCUGCAAGGAGAGAAGUCAGUGGUUAUGAUGGAAGCAAGUCAGUAUAAGAGAAUGUCGGAGGAAAAGAUUUGUCAUGCGGAGGAGUCUUUAGCAAUUUUCGAGGAUAUUUUGUAUCAGAAAGAGAUGGAAAUAUCUGCUCUUGAGUUCCAAAUUCAGGCUUAUAAGUACAGGCUAUUAAGCUUGGGUUGUACUGAAUUGGGUGUCUGUGAAAGUAGAUUUUCGGAUAAUCUACAUAUGCAAAAUAAUGAUGCAUCCAUUGGAGAAAGUGGUUCUAAUGGGGGUGUGAGGAGACUCAAAUCUAUGCCUCCUCUUCAAGCUGAAGAUUCCUAUCAAACCAAAAAUGCUAUUGUAAGGGAAAGCUCAUUGACCCCGGAACCAGAAAUGGUCUCACCUUUACCGGAUGAAAAACCGUGUCAGGAUUUUAUAGAGAAUGGCCCGCAGUCAAGGAAGAAUUCGAGCAAGUCAAUAAUCGGAGACUUUAACACAUAUUGGGAGCAAAUAAAAAAAUUAGAUGAAAAAGUAAAAGAAUUUGCAGAUCAUAAAGAUACAAGUGGAGAUAAGUCUGCAAGCUUAAAGCCGGAGGCCAGAACGUCUACUUUACUUUCACAAUUAAGCAAUGACAUAUCCUCGGACUUAAGAAGAUGCAAAAUCAACACUAAUUUGGACAAAGUAAAAGAAUGUAAAACUCGAGUGGAAAAAGAAGAAGUUAGUGAGAGUCACAAAAGUUGCAAAAAAGAGGAGAAAGGAAAGAAUAAGCGGAUUUGGGAAGGAGAGAACAGACUUGGGAAACCGGAUCCAGUUGUGGAUGUAACUUUGGAUUCUCAUGUUAAAAAUGAAACUGAAAGUAUUAAGACAGUUUUGCAUGGUACAAAGCUGAAGAAGAGAUUAUCGAAAUCGAAGGAAGGGAAAAGUGUUGAUUUCAAGCCACCUCUUGCUUCCCAAAAAUUCAGUCAUGCUGAAAUUCACUCUGAGUUUCAACAGCUAAGUCAGAGAGUUGAGCGGCUUGAGGGAGAGAGACAUAGUGCAAGGCAUGAAAUUGUUGCUGAAAGGGAAGAGGAAUUGAAUUUGUUGAAGGAGAUACGUGAGCAACUCAAUGCAGUACAGUCUGAGAUGCAAAGUUGGAGGACUAAGAAAUCCCGUCCAGUUGAUGAGCCAUCCCUUCUUCCUCUACAAGAGGCAAUGCUACACUUUUGGCUUUAAUCAAGCCACUGAAUCAAUUCUUCCUGAAACAAUGCCCUUGAACAUUCAUCUAUUGCCGGCUGUAACAUAAGUGAGUGUGUGACCAUACCUAUUUUUUCAUUGAAUUCUGUGGAAAUAUAGAUUAGACACAUGAAUUUGACCUGAUUUGAAUUUUGUACUUGCAUCUUUGUUGUGUAUAAUGUAGACGGUGUAGCAGUUGUGUAUGUACCCUCCUAAUCUCAUUAUAGGAACUGUGUUUUUUAGAUAUGUUUUAACUUGUAUUUUAUUUUUCUACAGAAAUUGACAGAGUGAUUGUAAGUAAUAUACAAAUUUCAAUAACAUGAUAUUU
Molecule: messenger RNA, 2334 nt
Organism: Pistacia vera
Lineage: Eukaryota; Viridiplantae; Streptophyta; Magnoliopsida; Sapindales; Anacardiaceae
Product: myosin-binding protein 7-like
Exons: 3
Coding region: 639-2006 (455 amino acids)
Source: RefSeq, a predicted model, not a curated record